GUUGACCCGAAGUAUCCCUGUUUUGUUUCCUGUUCCAGUCCGUCACUCCGGUGGUACUGACCGGGUUUUAUGGCUCAGUCGUCGGCGCCCACGCCGGCUUGUCUACAUACCAGCCGCUGAGCAACGGAGCGGGUCGGUCGACUGUGACUUGCAAGUCAUCCUGACUUCAUCACUUGUUCGUUGUUGAAAUAGUUGCGGGUGUUGGUCCAGUCGAUCGUUUUAUCAGCCUGCUAGUUCGCGGGGCGAGUCGGCGAAGGAGUGGACCCCCGUGAGAGCACCUGCCCCGCCGCCGCCGCCGCCGCCCUCUCCCCACAUCCAGGUCCCGAACACCCGGUUAGCAACUCGCGAGCUAGCUGCCGCACUCGGACCCCUAUGGAGCCUCGAAACGCCGACGCGAGUGCCGAGGCGACGGUGCUGCUGAACCACGCCAAGACUCUGCGGCUCCACACCGGGAACCUAGUGAACCGGAGCCGCCUGAAGAAGAAGUGCCCGGGCUCCCCCGGCGAGGAGCUCCAAGACUGCAUUCAAGCCACGCUGAGCGACUGGUUUUCCACGACAAAGCCGCCAUCUGAGGACCUUCCAGAUACGCUGGACUGCUCCGUUUCCCAGGCAACCGAUGCCAUCACACCUGAGGAGCGGGAGGAGGUGAAGGUCUCAGUCAAGCUCUUCCUGUGUGAGUCGCUUCAGUCCUCUAUCAGAGACGCAGUGGAGAUGGCCUGCCAGACACUGGCAGUGUCCCAGCUUGACUCUGUGAUCAUAGCGCCACCUGGGCUCCUGGAGGGUGACAGUCAAACACUGGCUCACCUUCAGCCAGCCUGGGAGGAGCUGGAGACCCUGGUCAGGAGCCAGCGGAUCGCUGCCAUUGGCACCUCAGACCUGGACAAAGAUCUGCUGGAACAGCUCUACAACUGGGCGCAGGUGAAGCCCAGCAGUAACCAGGUCAACCUGGCCUCCUGCUGUGUGAUGCCUCCUGACCUGACCACUUUUGCUAAAGAGUUUGACAUCCAGCUGCUCACACACAACGAUCCCAAAGAGCUGAUGUCAGCCGCCACCUUCCAGGAGGCGGUGCAGGGUGGAACACAGGACCUGAACAUCACUGACUGGAGGCUGGAGUGGGUCCUGCGCUACUCUGUUAUUGUCAAGAGCAGGGGCAUCAUCAAGUCUAAAGGCUACCUGGUCAGUGCAAGGAAGGCGAGCCCCUAGCACACCCCGCCAGAGAAGAAGACACAGGGAUGAAGCCAAUCACACUCACCAACACAACAUGCAGUCACAGCUCCAAAUACUGGAUGCUGCAAAUCAAAAUGGGUCCUGAAGUCAUUGUUUUCAUCCUACAGAUAAGGUAGCCCGUUCAACAGAUGCAGGCAUUCAUUACCAUCGUCUCUGUGAGAUCAAGAAUAGGAGAUAAACGUGCACGAUCCACCCCUUCGUCAGUUUUGAGAUAUGAAACUGUAACAGAUGCCGGCUUUUACCGUGACCAGUACACUGACAGAUCACCACAGCAGAGGCGGCUUCAACUAUGGGAAAUGUUGGUCUCUAAACUUUGAUCCAAGCUGAAGGUUUCUUGACCCUGUUCUGAUGUGAAGUGCCUCCUCAUUUAUUCUUUGUAUCCUCAUGCCUGCUUUGUCUCUACAGUGUGAAUCGAGCUUUAAACAUGCAAGUCUGAAUGAAACGAUGAUGAUCGGUGAAGCAAAACAGGAUAGAAAUCUGUUGUUUUUAGUAAGUGAUUAUUCCAAACAUUUUGUAAGGAUAAAUGGAAACCCAUCUAGUAUCAAAAAAGUUUUAUAUUGAUUGCAGCUUUGAUUGCUACUGUAUUUAACAUCAUUCGCAUUCCACAAUUGAGAAACACCGUGCACUUUGAAAUUUCAAACCCAACCAGAUUUGAGCUGUUAAUUUUAUGAUGCAAACUGAUUAAGACUUUUAAGUUACAACUUAAAAUUGUAAUGUUUUCCAACCAUGCAAUGUUUUUGAGGAGUCAUUGGAAUGUGUUCCCCUCCGUGCUCGUGUGAUUAAUAUAACCAUUGAGAGUAGGGCACUACUUCGACAUUGACACAAUCAGGCUGGUGUAAUGUAGGUGUAGGUAUUCUUGCCCUGGAAAAAUAAGUUUUUCCUUAUAAAUUGUGCUUGUUUUUCCAGACAGGGACCAGUUAAUCUCUUGAAGACAAAUGAUCUGUUACGCUGUAAAUAUCCGCAUAUCCUGACCUGGCUUUAUUAAACUUAUGAAAUACA
Scophthalmus maximus (turbot) is the source of this 2226-nucleotide messenger RNA. RefSeq names its product glutamate-cysteine ligase, modifier subunit (gene gclm). Gene Ontology annotation, cellular component: glutamate-cysteine ligase complex. Gene Ontology annotation, biological process: glutathione biosynthetic process. NCBI's taxonomy places the organism in Eukaryota, Metazoa, Chordata, Actinopteri, Pleuronectiformes, Scophthalmidae. Gene Ontology annotation, molecular function: enzyme regulator activity; glutamate-cysteine ligase catalytic subunit binding. The transcript has 7 exons. Bases 373 to 1203 code for a protein of 276 amino acids. The record is from RefSeq and is a predicted model, not a curated record.